AUGAAUGGUAUUCUUGGGUCAAACUUCACGCUGUUUCCAAUACCCUUGAAAGCAGGAGAUGGUGUGACCUAUGAUGGGACUAAAUUCCUUGUCGAAGAAGAUUGUACUGGCAAAAUUUGGGAAGCCUAUAUUGCUGGGGACAGCAUUUCAUAUUCCCAUGCCAUGGGAUUGGAGACCGUGACCGUAUAG
Penicillium soppii is the source of this 189-nucleotide messenger RNA. RefSeq lists its product as uncharacterized. The record is from RefSeq and is a predicted model, not a curated record. The transcript has 2 exons. Bases 1 to 189 code for a protein of 62 amino acids. NCBI's taxonomy places the organism in Eukaryota, Fungi, Ascomycota, Eurotiomycetes, Eurotiales, Aspergillaceae.